AUCUAAAUUGGAAUCAUUAAAUUUAUAUCUACUUCUUUUUUGUUUAACAUUUUAAUUGAAAUAAAUGAAAUGUCAGAUGAAACAAAGCUGACUAACGGUGAAACAAACCUAAAUAAUGAUGAAGCAAAGCUAAGUGACGCUGAAACAAAAGUAAGUACAAACGAAACGAAGCUAACAAACGAUGAAACAAAGCUAAGUAAAGAUGAAACAAUGCAAAGUAAUGAUGAAACAAAGCUAAGUAACGAUGAAACAAAAUUAGGUAACGAUGAAGCAAAACUAAUUGACAAUGAAACGAAGCUAAGUACUGAUGAAUUAACGCUAAGUAAUGAUGAAACAAAGCUAAGUAGAAAUGAAACAAAAAUAGGUAACAAUGAAACAAAACUAAUUGACGAUAAAACAAAGCUAAGUACUGAUGAAACAAAAGUGAGUACUUUAGAAAAAGAGGUAGCUAGUUUAAGUUUUGCAUUAAAGUUAAUGGAAGAAAAAAAUAUACGAUUAAAAAAACACUAUAAAAAUAAUAUCAAAAACUUGAGUACAAAGCUUGCUGAUUUUGAAAAACUAUUGGUUACAGAAAAAGAAUACAUUGUAAAACUACUAAAUGAAAAAGAUGAAAAAAUAAAAUUUCAAAAUCACAUAAUACAGUCAUUUUCCAAUCAGAAAUAUAUUGCUCAUGAAAACAUUAAUUUGCACAUAUCUAAAAGUACCAUAUAUAAUUUGCAUGACAAUCAAAAUGUUGAAGCUGAAAAAUUGAGUCACCAGCGCUCCUAUUCUUCAAGCAAUAAGGAUUAUGGUAUGAUUAAUAAUGAUUAUGGUAUGAUUAAUAAUGAUUAUGGUAUGAAUAUUGACAUAAAAGAACAGAUAAAAUCAUCACGUACAGAAUCAUCUAAGAAGUAUAAGCAGAAGACCAUUCAAAAUAAACAUAAAAGGAAUCUCGACAAAUUUUCAGAUGAAUUUGUUAGUUCUACUUUUAAACUAGCAAACAAGCAAAUUUUAUCUCGGUCUUUUGAAAAAAACUUUCUUGUUUAUAAUUACUCUUCUAAUCUAGCUCAUUCAUGCAUUAAAAGUGGUAUUGAGUUUUUAUGUAGCCAGCCAAUUAAGAAAAAUGAUUGUUCAAGCAUUAGAAAUGUCGAAAUUAAAAAUAUAUUGUUUAAUAAGUCGGAAAAUAAUGAGUUAAAAUACCGAAAUGAAAUUUUAUCCAAUUACAAUAAUGAAACUAAAAACCAACCGAUCUGCUGCCCAAUUGAAACGCUACAAAAUCAGAAAAUUGAAAGGAGUGAAAAUAAAAUAAACUGUUGUAAAGAAAUAGAUAAUAAAUUAUUCAAAUUAGAAAACCAUAUUACUUGUAACAAUUUAGUUAAUAACCCAAAUUUUAUGCAGUCUGAUCAAAAUGUUGGGGAGGAAAAUGUUUUAGGUUUAACCACAAAAAAUCAACAAAGUUGUAAAGUAAUGAACCAUUUAGACUUAAGAAAUGUAAUGGAAAAUGAAGUUAUAAAACUUGACCAAAACAUUGAAGUGCAUAAGCAACCAGAUUUUUUUUCUUGUAUAAAUCAGACAAUAAAUCAUUCUGAUGCAAUGAUUCCUAACCAUGUUAUUAGUAAUCAAAAGCAGUGUGACUUUAGUUCUGUAGAGAUGUUGCGCAUUCAAGCAGAUCAAAAUAGCAUCAUAGAAAAUCAUGCAAAUUCUAAGAAUAUAGUGAGUUAUAAUCUGGUGAAUCACAGCUUAAUGGAAGUUUUAACAACAGAUCAAGACAGUAAAAAUCAUGUUUUAACAACAGACAUUGAAACUCGUGUUUCAACAACAGACAGUGAACAUGCUUUUUUUCAAUCACAAAAGUUAGACAGUAAUAGUUUGAUAUAUAGCAUAAAAACCGAAUAUGUUAUGGAUAUGCAUGAUCAAGAAGUUUUUGAAACAAAUAAAUUAGCUGCUGAAAUUGAUGCACCAGAAUUUGGUUUAUGUAAAAUGAAUGUAGAACCAGGCCAUAUGUACCAACCUGAAAAAUCUCCUGAUGAACAAUUUGAUUCUUGUAAUUCAUUAGAAUCUAAAAUAAAGCGAUCAGAUACAUUCUUAGAUAUCAAUCAUCAAUCAUCAUCAGAUAUCAAUCAUCAAUCAGGUCAUUUCAGUGUACUCCAAAACCAGCCUAAAGUUCUCCAAAAAGAAACUAAUCUUGAAUCAGAAAUAAAAAAUCAAUUAGAGUGUAUCAUUGCAAUACCAACUAGUGAUAUGACUGUUGUCUUACAAAACCAACUAGAUUAUAAAACUGAAAUACAGCUUGAUCAGAGUUAUGAAAUGAACCACCAAAAUGAAAAAAGUAUUGUAGAUGAUUUAAUUUCUGAAGUAAUAAGAGAUAUUUGUAAUUCGUUGGAAUAUUGUGAUUCAAAUUGCAUUCAACUUCAAAAUCAAGAACAAAAUAGUUUCAAUAUAACAAAAAAUCUUGUUAACGAAGUUCACAAAAAUAUUGAUUUUAGUUGUGAAAGUCAAUUAGAGUAUACUUUAAUUAUAGGAAAUCACUUGGAUCAAAGUUCUGAAAUAAAGUCAUUUAGCCAUGUUAAUACAAAACCUGAUGUUACUUCCAAUGUGCUACAACAGCCAUUUGAUUGCUUCUUAUCAGAAAAUAAUUUUAAUCAACAGCCUUUUAAUCAAUUACAUCUUUACCAACCAAACCUUAACCAAUCAGAUCUUUACCAACCAAACCUUAACCAAUCAGAUCUUUACCAACCAAACCUUAACCAAUCAGAUCUUAAUCAAACUGUUUUUAACCAACUAAAUCACAACCAACCUGAACUUAACCUACAAUUAGUUAGCCAGCCAGAUCUUAACCAUUUAAAUAUUAAACAACUAGACCUUAACCACCUUAAUCAACAAGAUUUUAACCAAGAUAUUAAGCAAUCAGAUCUUAAACAACUUGUUCUUAACGCACAAGAUGUUAAUCAAUCAAAUCACAACCAACCAGAUGAUAAUCAAUUAGGCCUUAACCAAGAAGAUAUUAACCUCUCAGAUCUUAACCAGCCAAAUGAUAGUCAAGUAGAUUUUAUUCAACCAGAUAUUUGUCAAUCAGAUCAACCAGACAUUAACCAAUCGUAUUCUGAACUAGUUACCAAUCCUGAAAAUGUUGAUGAAGAAUUUGAAAAAUCUUUUGAUCAUUUUAAUGAUAAUGAAAAUGAUUUAAUUCUUGUUUCCUAUUCAGUAAAUGAAGAAGAUCAAACUGAAAUCCUUAAGGAGCCUCCAUGCAAUGAAGUUUUGUAUGCAACUGAUCGUCUAUCUGAAUUAUCUGAGGAACCUCCGUGUGAUGAACUUUUGUAUGCAACUGAUCUUCUAUCAGAAAUUUUAAAUCAUCUUAACUCAAUAGAAUCUCCAAUAGUCUCUCUUAGUCCUCUCUAUGAAACAAGCAACCAAAACAGUAAUUUAUAUACAUCAAAAACGAAACAAAGCAUUGAAUUAAAAAACCCAUUAGAUCAAAAUUUUCAAGAAAAAAACCAUCAAAGGAUUACAGACCAGUCAAAAGAUCAUCAAGAUUAUCAAAGAAUUACAGACCAAUCAAAAGAUCAUCAAGAUUAUCAAAGAAUUACAGACCAAUCAAAAGAUCAUCAAGAUUAUCAAAAAAUUACAGACCAAUCAAAAGAUCAUCAAGAUUAUCAAAGAAUUACAGACCAAUCAAAAGAUCAUCAGGAUUAUCAAAGAAUUACAGACCAAUCAAAAGAUCAUCAGGAUUAUCAAAGAAUUACAGACCAAUCAAAAGAUCAUCAAGAUUAUCAAAGAAUUACAGACCAAUCAAAAGAUCAUCAGGAUUAUCAAAGAAUUACAGACCAAUCAAAAGAUCAUCAGGAUUAUCAAAGAAUUACAGACCAAUCAAAAGAUCAUCAAGAUUAUCAAAGAAUUACAGACCAAUCAAAAGAUCAUCAGGAUUAUCAAAGAAUUACAGACCAAUCAAAAGAUCAUCAGGAUUAUCAAAGAAUUACAGACCAAUCAAAAGAUCAUCAAGAUUAUCAAAGAAUUACAGACCAAUCAAAAGAUCAUCAAGAUUAUCAAAAAAUUACAGACCAAUCAAAAGAUCAUCAGGAUUAUCAAAGGAUUAAAGAUCAGAGUUCAAAUAUUUUUAAUCAUAUAAACGAUAAAAGUGGAAUUGAAAAUGAAAUAAUAUUUGACAAUAAAAUAAAACAGCCUGAGUUAAUUUCUGAAGUCCAAAAGCAAGACUUAGAAAACACAGCAGGAAACCAUUUCUGUGAAAAUCAAUUUAAUCAAAUCGAUCUAAAUCAUUCAAACCACAUUUGUGAAAUUCAAAAUCAAAAAAAUUUUAUUUCUGAAUUAAAUAACGAACAAAGUAAUUCAAGUGUAAUAAAGGAUAGCAAAGAAGUUCAACAAUCUAAACUUAUUAAACAAACAUUAAAUGAAUCAAAUUAUAAAAGUUUAGACCAUACUAUUGAAAUGCAAUACCAACUUGAUAAUAGUUCAGAAACACUACCACAACAAGUUAAAACCAAUGCCUCAGAAUAUGAAUCAAACUGCACUUGUAAAAUUGAAAUCCAACCUCAAUCAUAUUCUGACUUCAAUCUUUUGAAUUCAUCAAAAAAUCUUAAUAACCAAUCAGAUCUCAACAGCGAAGUGCAAAACCACAAAUUUUUUAAUCUUGAAUUAAAUAACGGAACUCAAAGUUGUAAUGAAACAGAUAAACAUUUUCAUAAUAAUGAUGAAGUCAAUCUAUUUAUUUUAGGUGCUAAAAUACCACAACAAAGUAAUUACUACUCACUUGAAGUAUCUGAAUUGAAUAACCAGUCAACUGAUUUAAGUGUAUUGAAUUGUGAUCCAUCUGAAAUUGAUCCUGAAUUAAACCAUGAAAUACAGCUAACUGAACAAAGUUCGAAAAUGCUAAGUCAGUCAGACAAAGAGCUCCAAAGCAAAUCAUUUUUUAUUUCUGAUUCUGUGCACGAAACAAAUCAUUGUGAUCUGCUUUCUGAAAUACUAAACCAUCUAAAUAAUAGUGAUUUGAACAAAAAACAACCCGAAAUUUAAACAACUCAAAAAACUUCCUGAAAGUCUCAAACUCAGUGACAGACUCAAAACAAGUAACCAUAGUAAUUUAGAAAACACUGAUGCAAUUCGGUUUUGUUAAGCUUCAGAAUGUAAAUGCUGUCAAUUGCAUUGCAAAUUAAAACAAACUGAAAAAUCAAACUGUUAUAUCAACUAAUCAGGGUUAAAAUAACAAUUCCAUUAUUACAAAUCAAAUAAAAAUUAGAACCAAUUAGAGGAACUGGAUUAAAUAUGAUUUACUAGUUAAAAAUAAUUUUAUAAACAUUUUUCUAUUUAGACAUUGGUUUUAAAAUUUCCCAAUGAAAGAAGGACAACAACAUUUGUCAAACAAAAACUAAAAUAUUUUUAGCCAAUGAUAAGCCAAAACAAUUUUAAACAAUAACAAUUUAAAAUGAAAAACUUAAACUUACAUCAUAAACAUAUGUUCAUAAAAUGUUGAGAAAUUAUGUUAACUUUAUAUAAUUUUGUGUAGAAAUGAUCUGAUUGGUUGAAACAUUUUAAAUUUUUUGAAAUGAUUAGUUAUAAUUGAUGUGAUUGUGAACUUUGUAAAUAUUGUUGAAAGAUAAAAUGAUGAUAACAGUGGAUUGGUUUAAAGAUUUGGUGCGAUGGAAAUUAAAAUAUGUGCACCACUUGCUUUUAUGAAUGUAUGCAUUAUGCAGAACAAAAGCAUGUAUGUCUCAGCAGAACGUAAAUAUAAAUUUUGCAGAACACAACUGUAAUAUCUACAUUAUAUCCCUAAAAUUAACAAUUUAAGUUUUAACUCAAAAGGAUUGUCUUUAACAUCAAUAAAAAUAAAAAAAUUAACUUUAAAUUAAAAAAGAAAUUUUUAGCUUGUAUCAAUUUUAUAGAUGAAUAUAAUUCUUUUAACUUCCGAUAUUUUAUUUUCAAGAAAUAGGUUUUGUCUUUUUCUUUUUUUUUUUCUCCUUUUUUUUUUUUUUUCAAUAGUCAUUGAAAUUACAAAAAUAUUUUUUUAAAUUAUAUUUUUAUUUAUGUUCUUUUUAUGAAUAAUUUUUUUUAAUAUAUUAUGUGAUUUUAUUGGAACUAUUUUUAGAUAUUGAUUUUAACGUAAAUGUAACCUAUGAUUUCAAUAAAAAAAAGUGUAUUUAAA
Messenger RNA from Hydra vulgaris (swiftwater hydra), 6133 nucleotides. Its product is annotated as protein PF3D7_1417600. NCBI's taxonomy places the organism in Eukaryota, Metazoa, Cnidaria, Hydrozoa, Anthoathecata, Hydridae. The record is from RefSeq and is a predicted model, not a curated record.